Messenger RNA from Rotaria socialis, 1482 nucleotides. The record is from the annotation of a GenBank genome assembly. Lineage: Eukaryota; Metazoa; Rotifera; Eurotatoria; Philodinida; Philodinidae.
AUGGCACAUGAAUCGUCUGCUACGAUGGUUAUUGAUGAAAUAAAUCGAUUAUCCGUUGCUUAUGAAAAAGCAAAAGAAUAUGUUUCAAAAAUAGCAUCAUCUAUUGAACAACAAAUUGAUAUAUGGCAAUAUCGUCGUCAAGUUAUUCUUGAUCAAGUAAUUCAAAUGAAACCAUCAUCUUCAUAUGAUUUUCUUCUGCCAAAAACACAACGUAUUAACGAUUUAACAUUGGAAGCUGUUCAAGCAUUAUGUCGUGUGGAUUUAUUAAUCGAACAAGUUCUUCGUAUUGAUCCUAAAUCACAUCUUCUUUCAGUAUCAACGACUCAAUUAGGAACAAAUAUACCAUCAUCUCAUGUUCGUCAUUCAACUCCUUCAUUAAUUAAACAACAGCAGCAGCAAACAUUUAUUCCAGCUGCAAAAGUUAACGAACAACCACCAUUACCAGUGCCGGUAUUAAGAAUGUCACAACAAGCACUAUCUGGUCGUGUAUCAGCAUUAAUUACUGAAGAAAAACCCGGUUUUAAACCGAUAACACACCGACUAUCGCCAAAUAAUUUAGAAAAUGCAUCAAGGCCAUCACCGAUCUAUCCAUACAAUGGCAACCAAUUUCUUCCACAAAAAGGACUUCAACCUAUUCGUCCAACACUACCAUCAUACAAUACCGUUCCAUUACAAUCGGAUCAUGCACCUUCACCGUUUGUAGCACCGCCAACUAGCCAAUUGGCAUCGAAUUAUAAAAUGCAUCAACAAAUUCGUGCUAAAGAAAAACUUAAAUUACAACGUAUUCCGUCUGGUACAAAAUGGAAACAGGCAAAAAUCGAUAUUAUUGAUUCAUUAUCAGGAUUUUAUGUGGAAAAUCUUGAUGCAAAAGUAUGCGAAAAAUUUGGUCAAAUGCAAAAUGAACUUCAUGAUUAUUAUAAUCAAUUAGAAGUAAAUAAUCAAUUAAUGCCAUUGGAAAAUAUUGCUAUUGGUGAUUUUGGCGUUGCAAAAUACAGUGAAGAUAAUCGUUGGUAUCGAGCACGUUUAAUAACCUGCGAAGGACAUGAUCAAAUAAAAAUUGUUUUUGUUGAUUUUGGAAAUAUUGAAAUUAAAUUGAUUCAUCAAUUUUUUCCACUUCACAAAUUAUUUACUGAUUUACCAGCACAAGCUAUUGGCUGCAGUCUAUCAGAAGCUUUUCCUCGUUCACAAAAUGAACAUGAAGUAAUAUGGAGCGAAGAUACAAUUCAAAUAUUUAAAGAUGAAGUAAUCGACAAAGUAGUUGAAAUUCAUUUUGUUAAUCAAGAAGAAGGAACUGAACAAUGGCCAUUACAUUUUGUUCGAAUCAUGGUUGAUGGUCAAUCUGUAACAAGUUUAUCUAGCUUUCAGCAACGUAUUGACCCAAGACCAAAUCGUUUUAUUGCUGAACAAAUGGCACCUUUUCUCAGUCAACAGGAAUAUAUUCUAUUCAAUGUACCUAUUAGUGAAGAUGAUUUUGAACAAUAA